Molecule: messenger RNA, 1434 nt
Organism: Theobroma umbraticum
Lineage: Eukaryota; Viridiplantae; Streptophyta; Magnoliopsida; Malvales; Malvaceae
Gene: EXPA9
Product: expansin A9
Biological process (GO): plant-type cell wall organization
Cellular component (GO): extracellular region
Source: RefSeq, a predicted model, not a curated record
UAUUCCCGCUUUCCAUUCGCCCCAGAUUCAACACACCCAACAUUUUCUCUUGCCCGUCUCUCUCUUUCUUUCUUUAUUUCUUUCUUCUUUGUUCUCUCUGAAAGAAGAAAACAGAAUGGCUGCUGCUGCUCCUUCUUCCCUGACUGUGCUGUGCUUUGCUUCAUUGCUGUCCCUUUUUGUUGUGGUGAAUGCAAGGAUCCCUGGAGUUUAUACUGGUGGCUCCUGGGAAAGUGCCCAUGCUACAUUUUACGGUGGCAGUGAUGCUUCUGGAACAAUGGGCGGUGCAUGUGGGUACGGGAAUCUCUACAGCCAAGGCUAUGGCGUGAACACAGCAGCUCUCAGCACAGCACUUUUCAACAAUGGCCUUAGCUGUGGUGCUUGCUUUGAGAUUAAGUGUGCAAAUGACCCAAGAUGGUGUCACCCUGGCAGCCCUUCCAUAUUUGUCACAGCCACUAACUUUUGCCCUCCUAACUAUGCGCUCCCAAGUGACAAUGGCGGCUGGUGCAACCCUCCGCGCCCUCACUUCGACCUUGCCAUGCCUAUGUUCCUUAAGAUCGCUGAGUACCGUGCUGGCAUUGUCCCCGUCUCUUUCCGUAGGGUGCCGUGCCGAAAGCAAGGGGGAAUCAGAUUCACAAUCAACGGAUUCCGUUACUUCAACUUGGUUUUGGUCACCAACGUCGCGGGUGCAGGGGAUAUCGUGAAGGUGAGCGUGAAGGGAACCAAAACCGGCUGGUUAAGCAUGAGCCGUAACUGGGGUCAGAACUGGCAGUCCAACGCCGUCUUGGUGGGCCAGGCGCUCUCCUUUAGAGUCACGGGCAGUGACAGGCGUACCUCGACCUCGUGGAACGUGGCAUCAGCUAAUUGGCAGUUCGGCCAAACCUUCACGGGAAAGAAUUUCCGAGUUUGAAGACAAUAGACAGAGACGGACAGUCACAGUUCCCCCCCCUCCUCUCCGCCUUUUUUCUUUUAAGUUUUAUUAAUUAGCCUCUUUUUUUUUUAUCUUUGUUUCCCGCCCUUCUAUUUUUCCUUUAUUUUCCCGGAAAAAUUUUGAAGUGGUGGGUUGGGUCCGUGAAAGUAACAGUGGGUUAAAAUGGGGUUUUUAGUAGGAUUUACGGAAAAGAAAGUGCCAAAGAAAGGAAAAAGUGGUGAUAGGCUUAGGAAAGUGACUAAAGUGAAGUAUGUGCGGUAACUUUUUUAUAUCUUCUUUUGGGGCCUAAUAUUGGGUCAAUGUUUCUUUUCCUUCGGUUUGUCAUUGUGCUGGUGGUAAUAGUAAAAAUCCAGCGAAUGGUAAAAAAAAAAAAGUUGUAAUUGAGGGGCUGAAGUGGCUGCAAAAUCCAGAGAAGCAUGUAGCCCGCAGCUCUUGGUCAUAUAGUAAUUUCCCAUUUUACUAUUAUAUAUAAAAAUGUUAAAAGUAUUUUACUUUUUGUCUUUAAA